ACAAAAUUGACAGUUAAAAUUGUCAAAUUGAUAUUUUAUAGUUUCUUGUUAUCAAAAUUUUAAUUUUUAAGAGAAAUAAAAAAUGGAAGACGAUACUUGUGAACAUCACCCAAGGUAUCUUAAUCAAAUAAAAUCUAAGAUCCAGCCAGGAGAUGAAAAAUAUACUACUAGCACUUUAAUUAGAGAUGAAUUAGAUUAUGCUUCUAAUUAUAGAGCUGUCCAAAAGAGAAUACCAAGGAAAGAGGUAUAUCCAAAGAAUCGUCCCUUUGAACUACCUUUUGAAUUAUGCCGUUUAAGACAAUUGCAAAAAAGAAAAAAAAAGAAAGGUGACCAUGUGGAGAAGCUUACUAAAAAACCUACAAUGCUAGAAAGAAGUAUAAUGACCCAGGAUGAAUAUAUGAGAUGGUUGGCAAUGCCGAAUAUUAGAAAAAAAAUAUCUGAUACUAAACCAAAAAAAGUAAAAAGAUGUCAAAUGUCGCCUUGUCCACCACGAUGUGUUCAGCUGUCUGCACCUCCGAAGCGAAGAGUUCUGUCUACUUGGAUUGAAUACCAAAAUAAACUUCCAGCUGAAGUAUUACUAAGGUUUCAACAAAUGUUGCACACUGAUCAGAAUCUAAAACUAAGGGAUGCUGAUUAUUAUUAUAAAAAAAUAGACAAAAGAAAAAGACGAUUGGCAAAAAGAAAAAAACGUUUACGUCUCAAACGAAAACUAAAUAAAGAGAGGGGCAAAUAUGCAUGGAUUGACGAAAAUAUUUUCGAAACAACUAGAGCCAUUCUGGAGUACCUUCGGCAAGAACCGCUGUAUUCAUUAAAUUAUAAACAACUAUUAUUAUCAGAUCAAAUUUUAAAUAUAUUAGAUGAGAAAAAUGUAUUAUCCAAACCAUCAAGAACAAGCAAAAAUACUUAUCAGAAAUCUUUUAUUGAGACUAGCGAUAAAUUAGCUGUGUGGAUGGAUACUCUAACAAAAUUCGUUGAUGUGCAAGCAGUUGAAAGUGCCGAAGAUAUUCCUCCUAUUACAAUAUCUACUUUAAUGCCAGAAGAGGAAGAAGAAGAAGAAAUAGAAGAAGAAGUAGAGGAGGCGGAAGAAGGAGAAGACGAGUUUAUAACUGAAGAAGAGGAAGAAUAUGAAGAAAGUAUAAAAGUAGAAUACGAAGAUGGUAGGGAAAUAGAAAAGGAAUAUGAACGGGAAGAAAUAAUGGAAGAAAGAGAACACAUCAGUGAAAUAGAAGCAGAAGAUGGAGCGGAAGGAAUGAUUUACGAAAAAGAGGAAGGAUUUGAGGAAGGAAUGGCUGAAGUUGAUGAAAAAAUAGAUCUUCAAGAAUUUGGCGAAGAGGGAGAUGCUGAUUUCGACGAAAAAAAGGAAGGAGGACUCAUCCCACCGACAGACGAAGAAAAGCUAUUAGAGGAAGAAGCACAAUUAGGUCCGCUAGAUACCGGCGAAGAAUAUGGCGAAGAAUACAUAGGCAAAUUACCCGAUGGCCAGGAAAAAGAGAUGGAUUUGGAUUUGUUACGAGCGCUGAUACAAAUAUACGAAGAACGAAGUCCUUCAGAUUACUUAAGAAGCCAGGUAGAACAUUUCCCAGGUUAUACCUACGAAGAAAUUCUUAGAAAAAUGAAAGCUAUAACACUGGAAAAGGAAGGUCCGAAAAAAUCAAAACUUGAAGAAGCUAUGAUUCAAUGGCUUAGAGAUGUUGCUCCAGAUGAGGUCAAUGAGCGGACUCUAAAAGCCAUACAUGAAUAUGCCUGUGCUCUAUUAGAUGAACUUAAAAAACGAGGAUUUAGUGAAGAUGACAUCGAUAAACUGGGGACGAUCGUUGAUGCAGAAGAUGCAGGUCUCGACGUUGUUAGAGAGAUGGAAGAAAUUAUCAAACACGGAGAAGCUGAAGGUCAAGAACAGAUAGACACGUUGUAUCCUCUAGAAGAAGAAGGUUUUGAACAAAUGGAAAUAUCUGAAGGAGAAACCCAGAUUACAAUAGACACGCAGCUUAUAGAUGACAAAGACAAGAAAAUGGGUGAAUAUAUUUAUGGACAUAAACCCACCGUUAUUAGAGAACAUUGCCUAGAUGCUAUUUGUUGUCUCUCGCUAAAGAUUUGGGCUGUAUGGUUAUUAGAAGUUAUACACAACGCUCAUACAUGGACGAAAUGGAUGCAUGAAAUAAUUGGAAAUGUUAGAAGUUAUGCCAGCAUUGUUAGAGGUGACGUGAAAGACGCUAAUGGAAAAAGCAAAGUUCUGCUAAAAUCAGAAUGGGAAAAGUUUGUGAAAGGAACAGAGAAAAAAGUUAUUGCAUGGAGGCAAUACAGCGCCCAUGUAAACGAACUGUCAGACGAGAUUAUUGAAAACUUUAGGAAUAAAGAAGUUUACUGUUGUCCAAAAUGUUUGCAGGACCAUCUCAUUAAAAAUGUAGUUACUGCCCACAAUACAUUUGCAGCCUUAACAGAAGCUAUGCAGUGUGCACAAUAUUGGCGUCGGUGUUUGGAUGACUUGGUAGAAACAACAGCUUCUAUUACAGUUCCAAAAGAAAUGGAAAAAGUCAGUAGCAGUAGUGAAGAAUCAUUAGAAGCAGAUGAAAUUGAAGAAUUAAGUAUUGAGAGUUCUUCUGACUCCGACGAUGACGACGAAUCUAUUUAUGAAUUGGAAGAAAUUCGGAGAUAAAGUCAAGCCAGAUAUGAUAAAUAUUUAUUUUCAA
Diabrotica balteata is the source of this 2687-nucleotide messenger RNA. NCBI's taxonomy places the organism in Eukaryota, Metazoa, Arthropoda, Insecta, Coleoptera, Chrysomelidae. The record is from the annotation of a GenBank genome assembly.